This is a messenger RNA of Volvox carteri f. nagariensis, 762 nucleotides long. It is a transcript of the gene stpk22, whose product is annotated as serine/threonine protein kinase 22. Gene Ontology annotation, cellular component: nucleus. Lineage: Eukaryota; Viridiplantae; Chlorophyta; Chlorophyceae; Chlamydomonadales; Volvocaceae. Gene Ontology annotation, biological process: protein phosphorylation. The transcript is spliced from 5 exons. The coding region runs from base 1 to 762 and encodes 253 amino acids. Gene Ontology annotation, molecular function: ATP binding; cyclin-dependent protein serine/threonine kinase activity. The record is from RefSeq and is a predicted model, not a curated record.
AUGGAGCAGCGCUACACAUACGUCUCUACAAUAAGCGCGGGGGCCUAUGGAGUAGUUUAUCAAUGUAUUGACUCUAAAACGGGCAGCUUCGUAGCUGCUAAAGGGAUUCGUAUGGCGCACCACGACGCGGAGGUCAUGCGGCUUACCCUUCGCGAGGUUAAAAUCCUGAAAAUGCUUCCUCCGCACCCGAACAUCGUGAAGCUGCUGGAAGCGGUGUACCUUUUGUUUGAGUUUGUCGAAAGGAGCCUGUACCAGGAGCUGGAACGCCAACCCUCCGGCGCCCUCCCUGCGUCAAUGGUCAAAUCCGUUGCCUGGCAACUGCUCCACGCCCUCAAGCAUUGCCAUGACCACAAGGUGGUUCAUCGAGAUCUAAAGCCUGCAAAUGUGCUCCUCAGCGGCUACACACCCGGGGUCGGGGGCGGCGGCGUUGCCAAGCUUUGCGACUUCGGGUUUGCGCGCGUGGUGGGAAGCAGCAACUCGCCGCAACAGGCUGGAACGGGUAGCAAACCCGACGGCCUCCAGGACGGGGGCGAUAUCGAGUGCGGCGCCAUCGAAGCAGCCAUGGGGCGAUAUAACAAGGUUCGGGGAGACACUUCUCAGAUGAGUUCGUAUGUGAUGACUCGGUGGUAUCGUCCGCCAGGUAUGGCAACUGUACGAUCGGCCAUCUGGGGAGGGGAAUUCAAAUUCAAAUUCAAAAAGGAAAGAGGGGUUCCAGGGAGAGGGGAGACCUUGCUAAGACAAGAAGGAAAGCCCCAUAUUUGA